UGAAUUUUUCGUUUUGAGUGAAUUAUCAAUUUGAGUUCCGUCUCGCUUAGUCCUUCUCGUUCAUAUUUUGUUUUCUUUUUUUGUUUUCCUUAUCCAUGUUAUUGGAUUACCUAGGUUACUAUCAUAAAACACUUAACCGUUUCCCUUUACUAAGGGAAGUGUUUAAGGGAUUAUAUGCUUAGGUAAUGGGAAAUCAUGCCUUAAAGGUGCAAUAGGUGAUUGUCUUCAGAAACAUCUUUUGUUAUGCUGGUUGAAAGUUUCUUCACAUUCCGAUAGCAAUCAUUAAGUUAAGUGGUCUAAAUGUAUUUCUGUAUUUACAUAUUCUGUGGAUGGCGUAGGACCAAGAAAUGUUCGUCCAAUCAAAACGCUCGGUCUGAGCGUUUUAAUUGGCUUUCCUACCUGCCUGUCAACAUAUGUAUUAGCAUACCUCUGCGCACCCUGUUCGUGCAGACAAAAUACGUCAUCAGCGCGGUCACGCAUGCUGUGCAGGCAGAGCGAGAAUGGCAGACAAACAUCAACAACCCGAUCUUCCUUCCUGGUAUUGUAGUACUUUUACUAACUGUACUAUAAAGUUUUCUCACCGGUGAAUGACACAUGAUGUAGCCCAGCGGUUCCCAAUUCCAGUCCUCGUGCCUCCCCGCUCUGCAUAUUUUGCAUGUCUUGCUUAGUUAACACACCUGAUUCAGAUAACCAGCUCGUUAGAAGAGAGCUAAAUGCAUGAACUGUGUUCCGAUUGACAUGCUCCCUACACAGUGUUCUUUGCUCCCUACUCCCUGAGCAGGGGAAAUCUGUUUAAAAUACUAUUUAAAUUUAUGUCUCACACACUUUAAUGCCCCAUGUAUGUUGGCUCUGGUGUUCUGGUCUGUGAGCGUAUAUGCGUUCAGGGGGCGUGGCUUUGGACGGCGAUUGCAGGGAGGGUGGGAAGUUCACUUUCAGUGCUAUCAGGCUACUGCACCUUUAAGUCUCAUACUUAAGGUGCUUUAUGCAACCGGGCACAGGGCUUUAGUUUGUUUUUACAUAAAAUGUGAUUAAUCAAAAUAAUCUAACAAGUGAAUAAUGAAGUCUUGAUUAAAGAAGCUAUCAUGUAACAUGCUACAAUAUAGUAGGUCGUGGUAUGCAUCUAAUGGCGCUUUUCCACUGCAUGGUACGGUACGGCUCGAUAUGGCUCACUUUUGGGGGAUUUUCCACUGGGUACGGUACCUGGUACUUUAUUUUUUAGUACCACCUCGGUUGAGGUUCCAAGCGAACCGCACCAUUACCAAAACGUGACGUGUAAACUCUGGUGAUCACUGAUUGGCUGGAGAAAAUCUUCACUGCCUGGCCUGCGUCAUUAAACUUUCGGCACGAGACACAACAGACCCGCUAGAUUUAAAUCAGCGUAGCUAGCAAAGGAUCGAACGCAACUUUUAUUUGAACAAACGCACCUUUUUUAACAUCUAAGAAAUGGCUGUUUCGUGGUCUGUUGAGGAAGUACAGACGUUCCACUUGUUGAUAACCGAGGAGUGGAUCCAGCAAGAGCUUGAUGGGGCGACGAAGAAUGAAAAAGUUUUUCAGGAGGUCGCUCAGCUCUUGGCCGCACACGGCUACCAACUUACCGACUUACAAACAGUGUAGGGACAAGUUAAAAAAACUGAAGAGCGAUUACAGAAGCAUUAAGGACCACAACAGCCGGAGUGGUUCAAACAGAUGAUCGUGGAAGUGGUUCGACCAAAUGGACGCAAUCUGCGGAGGUAGACCAUCGAGCAUUGGAGAACACGAUCGAGGAUGACUCAUUGUCCACGAUCGAUUCACUUGCACUUUCUCCAUGCAACAAUGACUCCUCUUCCCAACCAGUGCUAGCAGCGUCUCCACCACGACCACCAACAUCAACCUACAGCUGCACGACGACACCGCAGCGUGUGGUCAUAGAAACAUGGAGGGUUUGAAGUUUUCUAGCAACACCAUGCAAGUGAGUUUUGUGUGUCAGCGCUGCAGUCAGCCACUGAAACUCGACACAUCCUUCAACGUCUUAGACAGAAUGACUAUCCAUGAGCUCACAGCUCCAUUAUUGACGGUAACAGCCAAUAAACAAUCGGAAAGCAGUGAGGGCAGCCGUUUUCCUGAGGAGACCUUUUUGGAGAGCAAACAGGAUGGUGUGGCUCGGAAAUACAUCCCACCUGCAAGGAUGAUGUCAACUGAAAGCGCAAAUAGUUUCACUCUAAUUGGAGAAGCUUCAGAUGGAGGAACUAUGGAGAACUUGAGUCGCAGGCUGAAGGUUACAAGUGAUCUGUUUGAUAUCAUGUCUGGUCAGACAGACAUUGAUCACCCACUGUGUGAGGAGUGCACAGACACACUACUGGACCAUCUGGACACACAACUCAGCAUCACAGAAAAUGAGUGUCAGAAUUACAAGAGCUGUUUAGAGCUGCUGUCUCAACUACCAGAAGAGGAGGAAGCCAGUCUACUGAAUGCACUGCAGCAGCUGAAACUAGAGGAGGAAUCUCUGAUCCGGGAUCUGGAGAGCAUUGAGGUGCAGCGUGAAGCCGUGGCCAAAGAGCUGGCCGAGGGACGCAACCAUAGCCAGCUGAUGGACACCGAAGAACUUCAGUAUCAGAAGGAGUACUGCGAGUUUAAAAGACAGCAGCUGGAGUUGGAUGAUGAUCUUAAGAGUGUGGACAAUCAAAUGCGUUACUGUCAGAUUCAGCUGGACAGACUCAAGAAGACCAACGUUUUCAAUGCCACCUUUCAUAUCUGGCACAGCGGGCAGUUCGGAACGAUAAAUAACUUCCGCCUAGGCAGAUUACCCAGUGUACCAGUGGAAUGGAAUGAGAUCAAUGCAGCCUGGGGUCAAACUGUACUUCUGCUGCAUGCACUUGCAAACAAGAUGGGACUCUGCUUUCAGAGAUAUCGACUAGUUCCUUAUGGAAACCAUUCCUAUUUGGAAUCUCUCACAGAUAAGUCCAAGGAGUUGCCGUUGUAUUGCUCAGGUGGUCUCCGCUUUUUCUGGGAUAAUAAAUUUGACCAUGCUAUGGUGGCCUUCCUUGAUUGUGUCCAGCAGUUUAAAGACGAGGUGGAGAAGGGUGAUACAGGAUUUUGUCUACCAUAUAGAAUGGAUGUGGACAAAGGAAAGAUCGAGGACACGGGUGGCAGUGGAGGUUCUUACUCUAUUAAGACUCAGUUUAACUCAGAGGAACAAUGGACCAAAGCCCUCAAAUUUAUGCUCACUAACCUGAAGUGGGGUCUGGCCUGGGUUUCCUCACAGUUUUACAACCGCUAGACUUGAGACUGACACCUGAUCAAUGACAGCAAGAAACCACAUGAAAUAUUCACAGUACUAAGAUGAGAAUUUACCCAAUUUAAUUUUUUUCUUUAUUUGUAUGUGUGUGUUUUGUGUUUAACUAUUAAACUCCAUUAAAUAUCAGUUAUGUAAAUACCAGUGAA
Messenger RNA from Onychostoma macrolepis, 3420 nucleotides. It is a transcript of the gene becn1, whose product is annotated as beclin 1, autophagy related. Gene Ontology annotation, biological process: autophagy; late endosome to vacuole transport; cellular response to nitrogen starvation. Gene Ontology annotation, cellular component: phosphatidylinositol 3-kinase complex, class III, type II; phagophore assembly site; phosphatidylinositol 3-kinase complex, class III, type I. NCBI's taxonomy places the organism in Eukaryota, Metazoa, Chordata, Actinopteri, Cypriniformes, Cyprinidae. The coding region runs from base 1913 to 3256 and encodes 447 amino acids. The record is from RefSeq and is a predicted model, not a curated record. The transcript is spliced from 13 exons.